AUGCUGCACCUGGUCGACCCUCACUGGUACCAGUUCCCUCCUCUUAACCCCUGUGGUAUGCUCUGGGGGGCAUGUUUUUCUUCCUCUGCGGCUGCCUCUCCCUCACCGGAAUUUCACUGUCAUGUACAUCUUCAGCACACCAAAUCCCUGCGCACGCCUGCCAACUACUAUGUGGUAAAUCUCGCUUUCUCGGACUUCAUGCUCCUGUUCUGCAUGUGCCCCCGCUCCUCAUCAAUAGUUAUUACAAUACGUGGAUCUUCGGACCGCGGCGUGCUGGAUCUACGCUGCCAUUGGGUCCCUCACCGGCUGCUGCUCCAUCUAUACAAUGAUCGCCAUCACUUGGACAGAUACAAUGUCAUCGUAAAU
Messenger RNA from Penaeus monodon (black tiger shrimp), 366 nucleotides. Its product is annotated as opsin-1-like. The annotation marks the transcript as partial. NCBI's taxonomy places the organism in Eukaryota, Metazoa, Arthropoda, Malacostraca, Decapoda, Penaeidae. The transcript has a single exon. The record is from RefSeq and is a predicted model, not a curated record.